CGCAAGUAAUCGAACAAAUCCCAUCAAUAUCAGGGAGCGCGUAAAUUUGUAAACAUUCCAGGUCUGAAAUGAAUCCCCCACCGGCUCGAGGGCGGGCUCCCUCUCGUUUCGUACGUGGACGGGCCCGCGGAGGUGGUGCCUAUCGUCCUUACUUCUACUUCCGGCGGAAUGGGCGUGUGAUCCCUGCUCGUGGAAAUCGACAACCGAAUCGUGAGGCGGCCACAGGUGAAGGAGGUACGGACGCGGAACCUCCAGCGACCCGCCAACCCAGGGGCUGGGGCCGGUCAUCAAACAAACGCGGACGUGGCGCACCCUUGGACUGUAGCUUUCUGCGGCCGGAGAACUAUGCUGCUCCCGAAGAUGGGCUACUGGUUCAAAGCAUCGCGGUGGACAAUCCGCGUGCAUAUUCCGGAUGGAGAUUGUACUUCUUAAGAGACACCUACGCAGAGGAGAGUGAUCUCGCUAGAAGGAUCAUGGCCGUGGAAGCUCAUUAUCAAAGAAAUCCGCAAAACUACGAUUUUGUAAAGAUCCGUGAUCAAGGAUUCUUCACACUGCCCGCUUCAGGGAUCCUACAGGAUGUGCAGCUAAAAGAAGUGUGGCCCGGGCUAGAGGAGGAUCUAAAGGAGCACCCAUUGCGAUCUCUUUCGACUCUGUCUCUGGCCAUGCACACCGUGGUUGUAAACCAUUUGUUGGAUGCAACAGAUACUGCCGUGGGCGCUGUUUCCACGCCGGAGCAGUACUUGCCUCCAACCCAACGACUGCGCAAAAUCUAUGCGAGGCCAUUCGAAUUUGUACCGGUUAAUUCGCUGAACAGCAUCAUCCACGACCGAGUGGAUACUCUGUUCGCAAUUCAAGGGACCGUGACCAGCAUUGGCGAACCAACCUACAACCUGACGUGGCAAGCUUUUCGCUGCAGUCGUUGCCAAAUGGAGAUGGCUAUGCGUCAGCGUGGGACCUUCCAGCCGCGUCCCUACCACUGCAAGAGAUCCGAGUGUGUGGCUCGCGAUGGAUUCCUGGCCCUUAGGAGCUCCCCAUAUACACGCCUUUCUGCCAGGCAGAUCAUUCGCCUGGAGGAGUCAAGCCUGUCUUUAAUGAAUGACUUCGAAAACACCCAGCCGGAGGAAAUAGAUAUUGAGUUGCGACACGAUCUGGUGGAUUCUGUUCGAGUGGGCCAGUUGGUGAUCGUCACGGGGGUGCUGAAGCUGCAGGAACUAGGAGAGGAUGAUGCCACCAACGACCAAAAGCAAGCCUAUCUCAAGGCGGUCAGUAUUCAGGAUGCGGAAAACAAGAAAACCGAGUUCAGUGAUCGGGAUCUACAAGCCAUUGCCAUGAUUAAUUCAGAACCGAACAGCUUCAAGCUUCUGGUCCAAUCCAUAGCCCCGGAAGUCUAUGGGCAUGAACUAGCCAAAGCUGCCUGCUUGCUUUCGCUCUUUGGAGGAGAAUCCCCCAUCAACGUGCUCCUGGUGGGCGAUCCUGGCAUUGGCAAGAGCAAGAUCCUGCAGAGCUGCGCCCAGAUCAUGGAACGUGGUGCCCACGUUAGCGGAAAAAAAGGAGCUCACUCUGCGCAGCAUUUGGGCGUGACUUUCUCGGGGCGAAACAAAAAGGUCAUGCAGGCAGGUGCCCUGAUGACCGCCAGCGGAGGGGGACACUGCACUCUAGACGACGUAGACAAACUCGCAUCAAAGCAGGCCGUUCUUCUUCAGUGUAUGCAGUCGGGCGAGAUUAGCAUACAGCUUCCCGGAGUCUUUGGCAUCUUUCCGGCCCACCCUUCGGUAAUAGCGUGUGCCAACCCGCAAAGAGGCCAGUACGAUGAAGGCCGAUAUCUUCUCCAAAACAUCAACAUUACACCAGCCCUGCUGCGGGAGUUCCAUCUGGUCUACGUAUUGCUAGACAAACCCUCGGAAAGAGACCUGUCUCUGACGGAACACGUCCGGGCUCUUCAUACUGGAGCUAAAAAGCGGGCCAGAAUCGCAGCUCGCUAUGCUCUUAAGCCCAAGAUCAGCGACUCCAUCUGCGAAGAAGCUUUUCACGGACCUGAAGCUGGCGGUGUAGAUGAAACCUUUAAGAAGGAGGAUGACAACGAUAGUAUCAUGCAGCAGGACUAUGAUCUGGAUAGACGAUUGGAGCUCCUGCCGGAAGAUGCGGACCUGGAACUCAUACCUCCUGUACUCAUCAAAAAGUUUAUUUCCUAUGCCCGGCAACAAGUAAGUCCCAAGUUGAACGACGACGCCAUGAGUGCCCUCCUUCAAUACUUUCUGGAGCUCAAGGGCAGCAGUACCUCCUCUGACAAUGACUCCGGCCCGAUAGGAUCAAGCCAACUUCUUGGCCUGAUUAACUUAUCGCAGGCCCGUGCCCGCUUAGAUCUGUCUCACGUGGUUACCCCCCAGCACGUGCGCGAUGUGAUCGCCCUUUUGACGGAAAGCAUCACCCAGACCAGCCUCAAGGCAGGUGGUGCUUCAGGCGGCAGCUGCAGUGCAUCCGGCAGAGGUGGGGGAGGCGGAAAAAGCGCCCAACUGCGCAAUUUCGUGCUCAUGAUGCAGCGGCGUGCAGAGGCACUGGGGCGGCGCAUUUUGGAGUACGAGGAGUUGAAGGAGAUCGCAACGCGGGCGGGCAUCUUGUCGGGCGUCAGCCAGCUGGUGGAGACUGCCAACAUGGGGGGCUAUUUGCUCAAGAAGGGUGCAAACAUGUACGAAGUGGUUCCGGACUGAGCAAAGCGAUGGCUGAGUCAAUAUUGACAGUAAGUCUGUUCCAUUUUUUCUUGCUAAGUGACUUUAAACCGGAUCGCUAUUUAGAGUUAAAAUAUAAUUUAAAAUUUUU
This is a messenger RNA of Drosophila ananassae, 2817 nucleotides long. It is a transcript of the gene rec, whose product is annotated as DNA replication licensing factor REC. The coding region runs from base 69 to 2708 and encodes 879 amino acids. The record is from RefSeq and is a predicted model, not a curated record. Lineage: Eukaryota; Metazoa; Arthropoda; Insecta; Diptera; Drosophilidae. Gene Ontology annotation, molecular function: single-stranded DNA binding; ATP binding; single-stranded DNA helicase activity. The transcript is spliced from 2 exons. Gene Ontology annotation, cellular component: nucleus; MCM complex.